Molecule: messenger RNA, 795 nt
Organism: Carica papaya (papaya)
Lineage: Eukaryota; Viridiplantae; Streptophyta; Magnoliopsida; Brassicales; Caricaceae
Source: RefSeq, a predicted model, not a curated record
GAUGUUCUAAGUCAUUCACUAGAAGCCAUUCCAAGAAUCCAAUUCAGCUCACAGACAGAGAUGGAUUACAACCUCAACAAGAAUGAUUAUAAUUUGGUUAAAAGAAGCUUGAAGUUCAUCUUCUCUUUAAUCCCUCUGGUUCUCUGCUACUCUUCAGGCUUCUUCUCUUUGUUUCUCCAUUCUUGCAAUCUCUACUUUUCCAACACUUUCUUCUUCUCCUUCGUUACACACACUAUUGACAGGAAAUACAUGUUCCUCAUCUGUAAUGGAAUCCUUGCUUUUCUUGUUAAAAGUUUGACUUCUUCCACCUCAUCCUCAUCAUCACCAUUACAAUCCAACAUGAAUAUUACUGAAGAAGAAAUCAAACCGUCAGUCCACUUUGUCAGUAAGCAUGAUCAGCAUUUUAUUGUUGUGGAAGCCAUUGAUGGGCCUUCAGAGAAUGUUGCAGGCAAUGUUAUAUAUAUAGCUGAUCAAGAGGAGCAAGAAAGAGAAGAGAAAGCAGUGGAAGAUGAAGAUGAAGAACACGCAGAAGAAAAAGAAGACGAUGAUGAAGGAUUAAGAGUGGAUUUGGCUGGAGAAGAUGAUCAUGGAGAGAGAGAAGAAGUAAGAAGUGGGAUUUUGGUGAAGCAAGAAGAAGAAGAUGCAAAGACAAAGUUUGCAGAAGAUAUAGGGAGUAAUGAUGAUGAUUUGAACAGGAAAAUUGAAGAGUUUAUAAGAAAAAUGAAAGAAGAAAUUAGGAUUGAAGCUCGGCAGCAACUUAUUGCUGUGUAAACAUAUUUUCCAUUUUACAUAAAA